UCACGAUGUUGAGCUCGGUGUACUUAAAGUCGCUGCUUUUUCCAAAGCGUUUUUUUAUGAGGAAACACUUAUGAUGGCGCGCAUGGCUCACUUCUUGUCAGUAGUACUUCUGCUUAUACGCCUCUCACGUCCUGGAAGUACCGAUGAUCCCGGAGAUACAAAAGUUCCCUUUGAAGAAGAUCCACAGUAUGAUUGCUACCAGUAUGCCAAACAGGUAAUGGACAUUAAAGGGAAGAUCUACGUUAUGAAACAAAAUUUCAAUGCCACACCUCCACCGUUGUGUGAUAGCGCCGAGGUUGUGGAGAAAAUUAAUGACACGUAUUACGUUGUUACUUUAGCAGCGAUAGUUCCAAUGCUGAAGUUAAAUAAUACACUAGUGAAGUUCAACACGUCAUUUGCUCUGUCUAAAACUGGAAACCACUCGCAGGAGAACGCUAUGACAUAUAAGUAUACAACUACGGAUAUGCCGAAGCUUAGAAAACUGAUGUACCUGUCACCAAAUAAAACUUGCAUGAUUUUUGUCGAUGACCGAAAUUCAACUGACCCAGCACGGUGUCAGUUACUCAUGCCAAGAGAGCACGCCAACAAUUCUAUUCCUAGCGAUUGUCAGACGGUAUACAACAGCAGCUGCAGUGGAGAUCUUCAAUUGACGGUUUACCAGCCAUGGUGUCAAAACCUGCCUGAAAUAUCCGUGCAAGAGUUACUGAAGAGACUUAAUACUACACCUCCUGCUGAUAAUUGUUGAUUUAAAUGCGACAGAGAACACUAAGAGGCGCAUCAUCUUAUGUUGAAAAAAUUUUGAGAAAAAUAAACACUUUAAAGUGAAUCUCAUUCCUUACU
Molecule: messenger RNA, 840 nt
Organism: Rhipicephalus sanguineus (brown dog tick)
Lineage: Eukaryota; Metazoa; Arthropoda; Arachnida; Ixodida; Ixodidae
Exons: 5
Coding region: 71-745 (224 amino acids)
Biological process (GO): symbiont-mediated perturbation of host defenses
Molecular function (GO): amine binding
Source: RefSeq, a predicted model, not a curated record